UAACGUGGAACGCGAGAUGUAUGAUGUUAAUGGUAGCAUUAUGGAUAAAUUGGGAAUUUGUAUUAUUUACAUUAGCCCACUUUAUCGAUGAAGAUGCAAAAAUUGAUACAAAUCGAGCCCACGAGUCGCUCAAAGCACAGCAGUCUCCGACAGACUUGGAGAGGUUGUAUUUGAGAACCCAUGAUGCGCACGACGAUGUUUGUAAAGUAGGCCUGUAUCUCAACACUACAUCGUCUUCAAGUGAUCCAGCAGAGGACUCAAUGAUCGAAAACACUUUCGAGUGCCAUGCAUGUGCGGACCCCAGCUUGAAUGAUAAAUGGCGAAAUGCGGGCCGAGAUGGUGCGAAUCCCACACAAAUUGAUGCAUUUGAGGAAUUUCCCAGAGAACCUGUGACUUGGCGGUACUUGAGACAUCAGCAGAAUGUGGAUGCAGUCAUGGUGUCUGACGUCUAUCAGCCGUUGUUUGAUUGCGAGGAUGAGCUCCUUUGGAUAAAGUUCUCCAUCGCUCGGCACUCGGAUCCGCGCUUGGUUGUCAAGACCAACUGGACUGAUUCACUCUCACAAAAGCAGUGUCAGUGUAUCAAAAGGAAUAAUGGGCCGUCAAUGCUGCUGAGGAUCGAUUUCAAAGACUGCUAUGCUCUAAAACAGAGACCAACUGGACUGAUUCACUCUCACAAAAGCAGUGUCAGUGUAUCAAAAGGAAUAAUGGGCCGUCAAUGCUGCUGA
Messenger RNA from Sinocyclocheilus grahami, 725 nucleotides. RefSeq lists its product as uncharacterized. Bases 21 to 725 code for a protein of 234 amino acids. Lineage: Eukaryota; Metazoa; Chordata; Actinopteri; Cypriniformes; Cyprinidae. The record is from RefSeq and is a predicted model, not a curated record. The transcript has 4 exons.